This is a messenger RNA of Macrosiphum euphorbiae (potato aphid), 2652 nucleotides long. The record is from the annotation of a GenBank genome assembly. Lineage: Eukaryota; Metazoa; Arthropoda; Insecta; Hemiptera; Aphididae.
AUGGAAAUAAAGACGCAACAACUGAUAAUGCAAAAUGUGUGUGAUAUUGAAGGUGUAAAGAAAUAUUACGUACAUUACAAAGGAUGGAAUUCACGUCAUGAUGAAUGGAUAGAUGCAAUGCGUAUUGCUUAUAAAACUAAGGACCCGGAACCAGGACUUGAAGUAGAUAAUGCGGAUUCUUCAAAAAGCAGUCCUCCAGAACAAAAAAAUGUGGAUUUAAAAAAGGUACCGCUAAGAAGUAGUAAAACCAGAAGUUCAGUUACUCCACUUACACCAAAAUCAAAUGUAAAAAAAUCACCUUUUAGCAGUGCUCGACCAACCAGAACAUGUACUUUGACUGAUCGUACCUUAUAUAAUAUUGAUAAUUCUGAUUUGGAAGGAAAAUACACAGUAAGUGAAGGAUCAUACAAACAGUACAGUAUAAAAAAAGUCAUAAAAUCAGAACCAGAUGUUAUUAUAAAAACUGAGCCUUUAGAUACUGAUGAUCAUGAAAAGACUGAAUAUCCAAUCAUAUAUCCUAUGAAAAAAUUACUCUUGCGGCGAGUUAUUAGCAGUCAAUUGAAUGAAGUUGAUAUAUGUAAGCAAGUUAUACUUGAACAGCCAUUUGAACCUCCAAGUUAUAGUAUAAAGCCAAAUGCAGAUAAUGAAAAUAUAGAAGCACAGAAUGAAAAUAAAAUAGAGGGUAUACAAAUUGAACUAAAAAUUGCUCCAAAUCAUUGUUUGUCACCGAAAGUAAAAUCUAAAAAUAAUGAUCCAGAGUAUUUUAACAUUAUAAAUGAAAUUGAAAAUCCAAUUAUGAUAAAUCAAUCCAACAAUGAUUCUAAUGAAUUUCAAAACUCGAUAAGUGAAGGUGGUAUGGUAAAUACGCCAAAUAUUAAUGAAAUUGAGCAACGUUUUCAGUAUGUUUCUGAUUCAAAAUAUGAAGUUUUGGAUCUGAGCAUGAAACCACCUGAAUCACCACCUACCAACAUUUUUAGUAUGCCAGAGCAUUAUGAAUCUAAUGACAUGAUUGUUGAAGAAGGAGAUGAUGAUGAAGAUUAUGAUGAAUCAAAAUUAGUUAAUGCUGAAAAUUAUAAAAUAGAAAUUGAUAACCAUAAGGAUUCUGAUCUUGUGGUUAUUAGCAAAAAACAUAAUUCUUCCAAUGUACAAAUUGAUAAAAACAUAGAAUCACAGUCCCUGCCACUACUGCGACCAUAUAAACAUACUAAUAUUGAAAUAGAUUAUAAAAGAUCAUCUCAUGUAAAAAGAGAUAUAAGUAUACCUAAAGAUACAGAUGAUCAAAGUACCGCAUACUGUAACAAAAGCUUUCAAUAUUCUCUUGUUCAAAGAAACCAUUCGAGUCAAAAUAGACUAUAUAUGGAUAAUAAUUAUGAAAAUACAAAAUCUUGUUUUGAAUUUUAUCCAAAUUCUAAACCACCUUCAAUUGAAGUUAGAGAAGUCAUUGCUGAACCUUCAAUUAAUGAUAAGCCUAAAACAUGUGAUUUUGUAGUAAAAAAUGUUAAAGAUAAAUAUAAUAAAGAAAAAACUAUGGUGCUUCCAGAAUUGAAAUGUAGAAAAGAAAUAGAAGAUAAAGAUACUCUCAAAAACCUUUUAAAUAUAGAGUACAAUUGUAAAUCUGCAGAACAUGGCAUUUAUAAGCCUAGUACUAGUAAAGGUUUCUUUGAUUCGAUAUAUCAGCCAGGUACAAGCAAAAAUAGUUUUUAUGUAGCUGACACAAGGAGUGACGCAAAAAAUAGUUUCUUCGAAGCUAGUCAAGCAGUCAAAAAUGUUAUUUUUGAUACAAAUGUCCAUGGAAAAAGUAGUUUAUUUGAUCCAAAUAUUCCAAGUUGCAGUACCAAAGACUUCUAUGAUCAUAAUAUAUCAAGUACUAGUAAAAGCAACUUUUAUGAAAACUCUUUGCCCAGUACUAGCAAAAGUGUUUAUAAUUCUGAAUAUGAUGUAAAUAGUUUUCUUAUUUGUGAAGAAACGAUACCAGGUAGUCCAACUGGUAAAUCAGAAGAGCAAUAUGAACAAAGAAGAAAAAAAGCUCAAACACUCUAUGAAGAAAGAGAAGCUGCUUCAGCUAUGUAUGCUAUGAAUCAACCUUUAUGUAGACCAAUGAUGACAUUGAUGGGUGCUACGGAAGAAGAAAUGGAAGAAUAUACUAAUAUUCUUAAAAAAGAUGGAGCAAUUCUUGACCAACAACAUUUAUUGUUCUUAUCUGAGAUUUCUAGUAAGAAACUUGGUAUGAAUAUAAAUGAACCAUCAGUUACAGAACGACUUGAAAGAGAACCAGAGACAAUAGUCCAGAAAAUAGCAAAGCCACAAGAAAAACUACAAUUCAAACGCAAAAUUAGUAGUCAUGAACAAACAUCAAAACGCAGUAAAUUAUCUAAUACUACGGCUCCUAUCCCAUCAGUAAGUCGUGUUAAAGAACCAGAUGAAGAAGAAAAAAAAUGGAAAUCUCUACUUUUCAUACCUGUAUUCUCUCCAGAAAUGAAAACGGCUCAAAGGCAAGCUGUGUUAAGCGACAUGAUGAAUAAUCUACAAAAAGAAUAUGCUAUAUUAAAAGCUCGUUUAGUUGUGGUUGGUCGAAGAAAGAAAAAAAUUAAUAAGCGAAAACGGGAGCAGGCCAAAGCUGCUAGACAAGCAGCUAGUAGUGAAUCACAAUAA